AUGGAAACUGUCGAAGGCCUCGUGGAGCGAGCUAGACAUCUCUCGCUACACCAGACGCACUCUUUCGAUACGUUCCAUGCGACAAUCGACUCCCACCUGAAGAAGAUCUACGAGUUUCGAAAGAGCGCUGGCACGCCUAAAUUUCUUGAACUUCAGCAUGAUUCGUCUCCAGCUGGCCAGCCAAUUGCAGAUCAUCUUGCUUCCUUGGACGCCUUUCGGGCGUACAUGAAAGAUGAUGCGUCAUCUGCCCAGGCACUACCCACGGAGCCAGAUCUUAGUGCUCCUAUUUCGGAUUACUUUAUCUCGUCGAGUCAUAAUACGUACUUGACUGGGAAUCAAUUGUACAGUGAUGCUGCGGCAAGUGCUUAUACGUCGGCCCUUUUACAAGGCUGCCGUUCUGUCGAGAUUGAUGUUUGGGACGGUGAGCCCCAUACACCGGAUUCAAGUGACGGUGACGCCAGCAGCGACAGUAGUGAUUCCAGCGGCGAUGAAGGCGAGAGUGUCGGUGCCAAAAUCAAGCAGAAGAUCAAAUCCAAGACUAAGAAAAAGGCUAAGCCCGCCAGAGGCUUGAGCCUCUCGGUGUCGACGAAAUUAGGAGAUGCAUUGCGCCGGGGAUCCUCCAAAUCUACAUCCAAGACGGUGGCGGCGACAGCUACCGCGGAAUCAGCAAUGAGCCACGAAGUUAUUCAAGGCGAGCCUCGUGUUCUGCACGGGCAUACUCUGACCAAAGGUACAUCAUUCCGCGAGAUCUGCUACGCAAUCCGCGACAGUGCCUUUGUCGUCAGCGACCUGCCGAUCAUUAUUAGCUUCGAAGUCCAUGCGAACUUGGAACAGCAGCAGAUCAUGGUUGAUAUCAUCAACGAAGCUUGGAAGGGCAUGUUGGUAGAGGUGCCAUCCGAAAUGGCCCCGGAAAAGCUGCCGGCGCUCGGAGAGCUGAAGAGAAAGAUAUUGAUCAAGACCAAGUCAACUCCCCUAAAAGCUGCCGAGGAGAAGGCCGACGUGCUUGAAACCGUGGAAGAGCCCAGCGAGCAAUCAACAGAGGCUCAGAAGACAGUCAAGCCAUCUAAGAUUCUUGAGGCGUUGGCAAAGAUGGCUGUCUAUACCCGGGCGUACCAUUUCAGUCAUUUCGAUCAACCAGAGGCAAAAUCUCCGUUGCACGUCUUCUCUCUCUCCGAAAAGGCAGCACGCGAGGCCCACGCGACCAACCGCGACGCCCUCUUCGAGCACAACCGCUCGUCCAUUAUGCGCAUCUACCCCUUCGCAUUCCGACUCGUAGCCCUGAACUGGCAAAACCUCGACAAAGGUAUGAUGCUAAACCAUGGCAUGUUCGCCGGGACCCAAGGCUGGGAACUUAAGCCUCCGAGCUACCAAAGCGCCCACCCUGCCGCCAAACCCAUAACCCACACCCUCGACCUCACACUAGAGAUAUUCGCAGCGCAGGACCUCUCCCUCCCAGCAGGCGAUCAUGUCGAAAAAUGGUUCCGCCCAUACGUAAACUGCCAACUUCACGUUGAAGAACCCGAACCCCUCACCUCGACAGGUACAAACAAAGACAAGGACGACGCAAGCUCAGACUCCGAGAAAAGCAGCUACCGCCGCUGCACGAAGAGCUCCUCGGGCCGAAACCCGGACUUUGAAGGCCAAAAACUGAUUUUCCCUACUGUGACGGGCGUCAUUGAAGAGCUCAGUUUCCUCAGAUUUAAAAUCAAAGAUGACGAAAUUGGUCGCGAUGCGCUAGCUGCGUGGGCUUGUAUUCGGGUCGAUCGCCUGCGUGAGGGUUACAGAUUGGUGCAUCUUCAUGAUACGACGGGUGAGAAAACCGGGGGCAUGCUUUUGGUGAGAAUCUCCAAGCAAGUUUCUUGA
Penicillium atrosanguineum is the source of this 1863-nucleotide messenger RNA. RefSeq names its product putative phosphoinositide-specific phospholipase C. The transcript is spliced from 5 exons. Gene Ontology annotation, molecular function: phosphatidylinositol-4,5-bisphosphate phospholipase C activity. Gene Ontology annotation, biological process: phosphatidylinositol-mediated signaling; lipid metabolic process. The record is from RefSeq and is a predicted model, not a curated record. Lineage: Eukaryota; Fungi; Ascomycota; Eurotiomycetes; Eurotiales; Aspergillaceae. Bases 1 to 1863 code for a protein of 620 amino acids.